This is a messenger RNA of Papaver somniferum (opium poppy), 792 nucleotides long. RefSeq names its product G-type lectin S-receptor-like serine/threonine-protein kinase SD1-13. Gene Ontology annotation, biological process: recognition of pollen. The record is from RefSeq and is a predicted model, not a curated record. The transcript is spliced from 2 exons. NCBI's taxonomy places the organism in Eukaryota, Viridiplantae, Streptophyta, Magnoliopsida, Ranunculales, Papaveraceae. Bases 1 to 792 code for a protein of 263 amino acids.
AUGACAGAUCCCAAAACUUUAGUUUCCUCAACAGAUGGAAUUUUCAGUUUAGGCUUCUUCAGCCCUGGUGAUUCUCGGAAUCGUUGCUUGGGAAUUUGGUACACCAAUAUUCCAGAGAAAACCAUAGUAUGGGUUGCAAAUAGAGAUGAUCCAGUGACUGAUUCUUCCGGAGUUUUAAGAAUUGCCGAUGACGGAAAUCUUCUAGUUAUCAAGAACGGUUCUGAAAGGAAAUGGAGAAGUGGUCCAUGGAUGCAACUCAAGGAGGAGACACGAGGGGAGUUUGCAAAAGAUUAUCCAUUUAGGACUAGCUUGAAUCUAUUCAGAGAUCCUACAAAAGGUACUGUUUAUUUAACCAUAUCCAAUGAAAAUAAUGCUUCCGCAUUGAGGUUAAUCUUAGAUGCAAAUGGACAAUUGCGAGAAAAACAAUGGGAUGAGACGAAGAAAGAAUGGCGCAACAAUUGGUCAUCACCGGUUACAGAGUACUGUGAGGAUUAUAACAAAUGCGGACCUUUUGGAGCUUGUAACCCAGACAGUUCACCAAUCUGUAGAUGUUGGACAGGGUUCAAACCCAAGUUCAUAAAUGAAUGGAAUCAUGGGAAUUGGUCAGGUGGAUGUGCACCGAGUAAAGAAUUGCAGUGUGAAAAAACCAGCAAUGAAACUACAAGGAAGGGAACAGAUGUGUUUGAGGAAUCGCAUGUUGAAAAAUUGCCUGAUUAUUCUAUUUCGCUGGAAGGCGUAAACACUGAUAUGCAGUGCAAAGAGUACUGUUUGAACAACUGUUUACCUGUUUGA